AUCCGUUUUGUGCAUACCGAUCACUAGAGCUCCGAAAUGAAUAAAUGAAUACGAAUAUAGCUUAUAUUCAUGAAAACACCACCCACAGCUCAGAACAAAUUUUUGAAAACGCGUAAAUUACUCUAGUUCUCUUCGUCAACCUACUUUAUCUUAGGCCAGUAUCACGAGUGACGCGUCCAAAACGCGUGAUUUCGUGGUAAUGGCACCGAGAUGGCCGCAGGUAAACAAUGGUCCCGAAAACAUCAACGAGCAUGCCACAUACCUUAGAGAAGCAAGUCACCAAUUGCAGGCCGCGGAUAAGGGCAGGGCCAAUCAAAUACCCUGGAAUGUAGUUCAACCGUACAUUGCAUCCACCGUGGCGCUCAUCAGGAAGGUGCUUCAGCAGCCGUCGAUGAGCGCCGUUCUCCAGCAGAUUCAAGAUGCGGCUAAGGGGAUUGAGGUCAUUCGAAGAGACAUCACCGUCGUUAAAGGCUCCGUAGGACUCGGCACCACACCAUUGAACAUUGCGAACUUCACCGGCGGCAAGACUGCUACGCCAUCAUGGGCGCAGGUUGCGGCACAGGCCAAAGGCGCCAUGUUGCCGCCACCGCCACCACCAAUCCAACAAAGCCCACACGCCUACAAGACCUCGGCCCCAGUCACCGCAUACAGAGAUCGGGUUGUCACGGUCAGGCUGAAGGACCAGAGUUUUGUUCAACGGUACCGAAGCCAUCCAGUUGCUUGGACACGACAACAAGUACAAGCCUCAAUACGGCAGAACACCCCCUCCAACUCGGUUAAUGUGGUAGCGGCGUACCAGCUCAAAAGCGGAGAUAUCCAGAUAUUCACCAGCACGACCACGGAAGCCAGACAACUCAAAGAGCACAAAGGCUGGCUGAAAGGUCUAGGGGAGCAAGCUGAACUCAUCAUGCCGACCUACGGUGUCAUUGUCCACGGCAUCCCGACCAAUUCGAUCAGCAUCAAAGAUCAGAAAGCCACCAUCCAACACAUGCUGGCAGACAACUACGCAGUGAUCUCUUGCGCCGAGAUCAGCUACGUGGGGUGGCUGACCAAGGAAGCCAGCCUCAAACGGGCGUCCUCGAUCGUCGUCGAAUUCACCGACCCAGAAAUGGCCAACGCCAUCAUUUACGCUGGCAUGGCAUGGGAUGGCCACAUCCACCAAUGCCAACUCUACGACCGCGCCUGCAGGGUGGAACAGUGCUUCCGUUGCUACCAUUAUGGUCAUAUCGCCACUCAAUGUAACGCAUCCCAGACAUGCGGCUAUUGUGCGGAGCUACACGAGUCCAGACACUGUAAACAGAAGGGACUGGAAGGGUUUGUACCGCGCUGUACGGUGUGCAAAGGUGCCCACACCGCAUGGAGCAAUGCCUGCCCAGCCAGAAAGAAGGACUUAGAGAGAGUGGAACAAGCCAAGCAGAUCCGGAGCAUCUAUUGGCAUGUCCCUGCCAAAGCGAACACCACGCGACCGAGAACAGACAACACAACCAGCAGCAGCACCGUCCGGGAGGCCGCUCAACCGAGAGAUCCUUGCCCGGCUUCACCCAUUCCGGCUCAAGCGACGACCAGGGGGCAGGCAACUGCGUUGACAGGAGCGCCCGAGGCAGCCCAGGGACCUCACGAAGUCAUUGCGACACAAACGCCGGAAAUUCCAGCCGGCGGAGAGGAGUGGACAACGCCAGCGACACAGCAAGAGCCCGCACAACAACAGCCAGAUCUGCCAAUCGACCCACGACUCAGGCAAACAGAGGAGGAUUUUGCCCUAGUUCAAGCAUCCCAGGGCAACGCAGCUCGACUAUCCACGCAGCGGAUGGACGCCCCGAACGAGGCGUUUGAAAUGCAGGACACCGGUGCCUGGCUCGACAACAUAUUCAACGACAACGAGGACGUGUGGAUACCGGACACGGCACAUGCUGAAUUGGAGGACGUUCAAGGGGUGCAGGUGCCCGACACACCAGCACCUGUACGACGACUGGCCCACACGCGAUGUGGAACUAACCAUCGCCAAAUGCAUGACAAUAUGUGUAUACUGUGGGGUCGACUACCAGAGAGCGACGACACUACGGCUGCAUCUUAA
Molecule: messenger RNA, 2074 nt
Organism: Exophiala oligosperma
Lineage: Eukaryota; Fungi; Ascomycota; Eurotiomycetes; Chaetothyriales; Herpotrichiellaceae
Exons: 3
Coding region: 200-2074 (624 amino acids)
Source: RefSeq, a predicted model, not a curated record